Molecule: messenger RNA, 1920 nt
Organism: Strongyloides ratti
Lineage: Eukaryota; Metazoa; Nematoda; Chromadorea; Rhabditida; Strongyloididae
Product: DNA/RNA helicase, DEAD/DEAH box type, N-terminal domain and Helicase, superfamily 1/2, ATP-binding domain and P-loop containing nucleoside triphosphate hydrolase domain-containing protein
Exons: 1
Coding region: 1-1920 (639 amino acids)
Molecular function (GO): ATP binding; nucleic acid binding
Source: RefSeq, a predicted model, not a curated record
AUGGCUUAUCAACAAUAUAAUAAUGUAAGACCUCAUAAUAUUAGACAUGAUCAAAAUGAAAUUAAUGACAAUCACAAUAACAGAGGAUUCAAUAAUCAAAACAAAGGUAGUUUUCAAUUUUCUAACAAUCAUGAUUAUGAUUUUUACAAUCAAAAUUAUGAUAAUGAAAUAGUAUCAAGAGGAGGUUUUGAUAUGAAAUCACAUCCACAUACUCAUAAGUCAAAGACAUGUUCUUCAUCUGGAUCAUUUGGAAUUGUAAAAGGAGACUCUGCUGAUUUCAAAUGUUUUGAAUGUUCCAAAACUAUUUCUCACUUGGAAAAAAUGCCUUUUUCAUUUAAAAAUCUUCAGGGUAUAGAUUCUAUUCAACCAUUUAUACCAAAACAUUUAGAAAAAAGGAAUGGUUUUACAAUGUUUAAUAAUCAAAAUGAAUCUAAUAAGAAUGCAGAAAAUUUUGAAAAAUCAAAAUGUGAAGAAAUAGUAAAAGCAGAUGAAAAAGAAGAAAUAGAACAAAAAUUAUCUAAUGAAUCAUUACAUGUUGAUGCUAGCAAAACAUAUAAAAUAGUUUCCCCUGAGGUAUCAAUACCAAUUUCUUCCCCUCAAAAAACUAAGGAUGAUCCUAAUUACAAUUACUUUGAUAACUAUAAAGUUGUAGUUCCAUCAUUUAAAAUUGAAUCACGACGUGAAAUUACCAAUUAUAAAACUACACUUUAUGAUGGAAAAAAUCUUUCCAAUGAAUUUGAACAUAAAAAUAUAGAAAAUAAUUCUAUUAAUGAUAUUUCAACUGAAGCAAUAGUUAAAAUUAAUAAUAAAAUAUUAGAAAAAGCGAAUGAUAUUAUACAAUCUCCAGUGGAAGAAAAGAUGGAAAUCACUAGUAGUACUCAGGAAACAAGAGAUAAAAAUUUAUUAUCACCGAUAGAAGAUAAAUUUAAUACUAUACAGGUUUCCUUAAAUAAAAAUAAUGUUGAUAAAGUUAUCGAUAUAGUUAACAAUAAAUCAGAAGUUACAAGUUAUUUUGAAAACGAAAAUAAUAAAACAGAAGAAAAUAAUAAUGUAAGAGCAAAUAUAACUAGUGAAUCCUAUGAAAUAUAUAAAAGCUGGUUGCAAAUAAAUUGUGAUGAAGAUAUUAUUAAUAAAAUCAUUGAAACAGGAUAUAAAAUUCCAGAGGAAAUAAUUUCUCUUACCGUACCAACAAUUUACAAGAAUCGUGAUUUAAUUUUUGAAAUUGUAGAUGGUCAAUCAAAAUAUGUCUCUUUUCUAAUACCUAUUGUUGAUGAUAUUUUAAAAAAUAAUUUUGAAAAUCAACUAAAUGAACCAAUUGCUUUAAUUCUUAGUUCAUCAAAAGAAUCAGUAGUAGGAAUUUCUAAAACAACUGAAAUUUUAAUUAAUAAUACUAAAAUUACUUUUGCAAAAUGUUUUGGACAAUAUCCUUUUAGACAAAAUUUAGAUGAAUUAAAAUGUGGAUGUAAUAUUUUAGCAUCAACUCCUGGAAGAUUAAUACAUUUCCUCAAGUCUGGUGAUAUUUCAUUAAAAAAAAUAAAAUAUCUUAUAAUAGAUGAUGUUAACAAAAUGUUAGAAUGUGGAUUUCAUGAAAUCAUUUCAAAUAUUCUUAAUGAUUAUGAUUGUUCAAAAAAAGAAAAUCGUGUUAAUAUUGCUACUAUUACAAAAUUUUCUCCCAUUUUAAAUGAUUUAUUAGGUUUGAUAAUUAAGGAUACUUAUACAAUGAUUUUAAAAAAUACUACUGAUGAUUUAUUUAAAUUUAAAGUUAGAUAUGUUGAAGGACAUAUAAAUAUUUUUGAAUUUUCAAAAUUGUUAACAAAAAAAUUUUAUGAAAUGAAAAAAAAUAAAAAUAGUAGAGGUAUAUCAUUGUAUGUUGACAUACCUAAUGAUACAAAAGAUACCAUUUCUUUUGAUCAAUUUUAA